Amphimedon queenslandica is the source of this 1265-nucleotide messenger RNA. Its product is annotated as E3 ubiquitin-protein ligase rnf213-alpha-like. The record is from RefSeq and is a predicted model, not a curated record. Bases 51 to 1265 code for a protein of 404 amino acids. The transcript is spliced from 6 exons. Gene Ontology annotation, molecular function: ubiquitin-protein transferase activity; ATP hydrolysis activity. NCBI's taxonomy places the organism in Eukaryota, Metazoa, Porifera, Demospongiae, Haplosclerida, Niphatidae.
UUAAAAGUGGCUGUCAUCGGUAUGUUGAUCUUGGCUUACGAACUCACAGAAUGAAAUGCUCUGUCCAUAAAAAUUUUAAACUUAUACUGAUUGCUGAAAAGAAAAAAGUUUAUGAAGACUUUCCUACACCUUUAGUGAAUCGUUUGGAGAAACACUUUAUUAAUAAUGAAACAGUUCUGGAAGAUUGGCAGAAGAAUGUAGUUGAUGACAUAAAGAAUUGGCUUGAAAAUUUAAUGACUGAUGAUAAUAAUGGAUUCAAGAAAGAAGAUGCUUUUGUUGGAUACAAUUCUGACACCAAAGCAGCUGUUGUCCUACAAGCUAGCGCUCAUUUUCUUGAAAAUAUUUCUGAAAAACAAGAGAUGGUGUUGCAGCUAAGUAAGAAAUUACUGUUACAAAUGGCUACACCAGAUGCUGUAAUCAGAGCUCUUGAAAAAGAUACUGAAGAAAGCCAAAUGUUUCUGAGACAAGUUUAUUUUUAUGAACAAGAGCAUUCUUCACUUGUUGGACUUUUACAAAGAAUUUCAUGGCAUCAUGAAAAUACCUUCUUAUUACAGGUAACUUCUCAUAGCCUUCCAAUGUAUCAAAAAGAAAUACAAUCUCUAAAAGAAUCAUUAAAAAUAGAUGAGGCUCAACUUGAAAGAGCUCAUAUAGAAGCAUUUGAAACUGAAUAUGAAUUCCUUGCUAGUGUUGACGUUGCUAUUGAAAAAGGAAAAAUGAAACCUUUUUACCAAAUCUAUGAGUGUGAAUUUGGACAGGAUAAUGGUAACCUAAUAUCUUGCUGUCGAUACCGGCUAGUUGAUAAAAUUAAAGAAAUAACUAAAGAACAGUCAUCAACACUAUUUAUUUUAAUUGUCCACUUGCCAAGAAAAUCUGACAAUACAGACUUUGUUAGUUUUCAAGAGUACCCCUGGAUAUGCUAUCAUGUUGAUGAGCUCAUUCCAUCAGAAGAAUCAAAAGCUCUAUUGAGGCAAAUUGGUUGUCAGUCAAAUCGUCUUAGUCAUCUGUUUCUUGCUGAAGGCACAGACCCAAAUUCUGAAGAAUUAUUUAUUGCUGUAAAUGAUCCUAACCAGUAUCUUAAAUUGUGUCCUCUUAAAAAAGCUGAGCCAGUCAAUCUUUGCAAUCGCAUUCACACUUAUUUUGCUGAUGCGGUAUCACAAUUAGAUCAAUCAGAAAAGGUUCUGUCAUCACACAAAAUCAAAAGAUUGGAGAAUUUAUUAUCAAAAAAUGUGCAAAAAAGUACUGUUUUUAGACAAAAUUUUGUAUAG